CUUCCCGCCGGAAGCGGGAGGUUGAAGCGCUGGGGCCGGCGCGGGGCGGGCGGCUUUGGGAGGGUUGUUCCCGCUCAGCUGCUUUCCCUUCUGUCUGAGGGGAGCGGUUCUGUGCCUCUCUACCUGGCCGUGUUGGGGUAGAGGAGAGAGAGGAGAGGGUCCCUUGGGGCUGCCUCCUUCCUUGACCCCCACCGCGGGUGCCGGCCCAGUUGGCUCCCAGGGGCGGGCUAGGCCUCGCUAGGGCUGCGGGCCUUGUGCUCCCUGGGGAGCCUCCCCUCAGCCCACGGCGAGUGAGCAGCCCCUGCCUUGGUCCGCGCUUGUGCUGCGGAUCUCUGCUGCGCUCCGUUUCCGGGGUGCGUCUCCUCAGAAAGAGCGCCCUGGAUCUGUGGUUCUGCUUGUGGGCUGCCCAGUCUUCUUUCUGGUUUUCUGUAGGGUGGAAAGCUAGCCAGGGAAAAGUUGUUCUAGAGUGUCAGUAGAGCCUUCGGGUGGUGAGAGGAAAACUACAAGGAGUGAAUGCUGUUAGAUAAUGUCACUAUAAACGGGAAAACGGUACGUAACAUCCGGGACUCAAACAAAGUAAAAAAUCGACAAGUCUAUCCAUGUCGAGAUGGAAGAAACUGUGCUUGAGAAAUUGCCAUCUUUGUGCCAUACUCCAAAGGAUUCUGGGACACCAGCUCCCCAGCGGACUAGUUCAGGGAAACAGCCAAUGAGUGCAGCUCUGAGGGAGCGAUUAAGGAAAACAAGACGUUCAUUUAAUACUAAUUUUACAGUUGCAAAGCGGCUCAAAAUAGACACUGAAGAAAAAGACUGUGCUGAUGUUGACAAAGGGUGCCUGCCAAAGAUGAGUACAGAUUGCUCCCGAUUACAAGACUGUUCCAAAAACCUGGAAAGAAACAGCACUGGACAUGCAUGUUUCAAAAGUCCUGUACAGGAAAGUGGUCUUGGGGAAUCAGCAGAGAAUUCUCAUGUGCCACAGGUUGAUCUUAGUCAGCAACAAUUACUGGAAGAAAAAGUAAGGCUGAUGAAACAAGUACAAGAGAAGGAAGAACUACUUCGAAGGCUCAAACUGGUUAAGAUGUAUCGAUCUAAGAACAACCUGUCUGAACUGCAGGCUUUGAUAGCGAAAUGGAGAAGUAGUACCCAACGGAUGCUGUACGAACUACAGUCAGCCUUUUCUGCAGACGGCAAGAAAGUGAGUCUCACUCAGCUGAUAGAUUCUUUUGGAUUAGAAGACCAGUUACUGCACUACAGCAGAACAGAGGAAGAUUUUGUAGAUGCAUAAUCUACAGGUGCGAAGCUUUCAAUUACACACAUGCAAAAGCAGGAAAGACUGAACAAAUUUUGAUCACAUAAGAAGUGGUAAUCAGGCAGUGGACUUUACGCUUUGAGAUUAGGAGGUUUUCUUGGGAGAUACUUGUAAAACUAGGUACUUAGGUACAGUUGGCACUGUAAAAGGCAUUACUUAAUGGAAAAGAUCAAACUCGUGCUAUCUUGGAAGAGCUGUCUUAAUAGCUUGAUCAGUGAACUGUUAUUUAAUAAAAUGGAAUCGAGUCAUACCUUAACAGAUAGAAGGCAGUCUACUCUUUGAUUAGUCUUUGCAUGGUUACUUGUAUUGAAAUAACUAACUCAAAUUAAUUGUCAUUCCUGUUGGUGGUUCAGAUGGGGACAAGUUUAGUUCUUUGCAUAGAUAAAUCCACAUUUUACAAAUGUCUUCCUGCUGCCAUCAGUUAAUGACAGCAUUUUGCAAGUUAACAACAUGAAAAUUAGUUAUCUUAAUAUUCUCAAGCUGCAACGAGAGGUUCUCAAUAGCUUUAAUUAUUACUGAGGGAAAUGUGCCAUAAUGCAGUAAUUUUCAGAUACUAGCCCAGACAGUUGUCUUCUAGGAGGCGGUCUCUGUGGCAUUCUGCCACAGCCUGAGAUAAUACAAGGGAAGGCAAGAAAACUGCAAUCAACAUCUGUCUACUGUACUACAAGAGCCAAGGUGUUUUCGUUCUUCAAAUAAAUAUUAAAAACAGGGCCUUGUCUAAUACAGCAUCAUAAAGCUGAAUAAAAGUUCAUAUUUAAUUUAUCCUCCAAUCAA
Messenger RNA from Falco peregrinus (peregrine falcon), 2080 nucleotides. It is a transcript of the gene SFR1, whose product is annotated as SWI5 dependent homologous recombination repair protein 1. Gene Ontology annotation, biological process: double-strand break repair via homologous recombination; positive regulation of DNA-templated transcription. Gene Ontology annotation, cellular component: Swi5-Sfr1 complex. The transcript is spliced from 4 exons. NCBI's taxonomy places the organism in Eukaryota, Metazoa, Chordata, Aves, Falconiformes, Falconidae. The coding region runs from base 608 to 1282 and encodes 224 amino acids. The record is from RefSeq and is a predicted model, not a curated record.